CAGAGAAGAUCUCAGCCACCCCGGAGUGGAAAAGAAACCUGUUUGAGAACGGCAAAUCUGACAUAUUGGAGAGAAAAAUAACAAGCAGUUUUGUCAGGACAAGAGGAACGAGAGAGUGAGAGACUCUCCCGCUGAUUCUCAGAAGCACUUAGGUGUCGACUGGAGGAGAAGAGCGGAGAGGAGCGGAGAAGAGGAGGAGUGAAGCUGUGAAGCUUUUAGCGUUAGUGAGGGAGCGCGCUGUCACUGCGAGUGUCGCUUGAGGAGGAGGAGGCAGAGGCGAACACUCCUGGUCUCUUGAGAGAGAGAGAGAGAGAGAGAGAGAGAGACUAAGAGAGAUACUGAGAGAGAGACACACAUACAGUGUGAAGGAGGGAACAAGCUGACAGCAAUACAGGAAGAGCAGGGCUGGCAGACGAUGUGCUGCUAACUGAAGCACUCAUGCUCCAGACCAUUUACGAGGCUGAAUCCUUUUUCUCCACAGACAGCAUCGGCAAACACCGGCUGCCUCGGACCCCCAACGACUCCGACAUGCACAACGUCAACAACUCAGUGGACGUUAAGCCAGAGGUUCCCUUGGCUCUUGAUCCGGGCUCCCCGUUGGACCUGCGUACGGAUGUCAGGAUGCAGUGUUCCGCUUCAGAGCCCGGCGUGUGGGAAAGACAGCUUCAACAAGAACUGCUCCUAAUUCAGAAACAACAGCAAAUUCAGAAACAGCUACUCAUCAAUGAGUUCCAGAAACAGCACGAGAACCUGGUCCGCCAACACCAGGCCCAGAUACAAGAGCACCUGAAGCUCCAGCAGGAGCUACAGGCCAUGAAGCACCACCAAGAACAGCUGGAGAAAGAGAGGAAACUAGAGCUACAGAGUCAGGAGAGAGAACUGGAGAGACACCGUCGAGAACAACAGGUCCUGGUCCUACGCAACAGAGAGCGAAGCAGAGAGAGUGCGGUGGCCAGCACUGAAGUGAAGCAGAAACUCCAAGAUUUUCUGUUGAGUAAAUCCACUAAAGAUGGUACAUCAGCUGGAGCCCCCUUGAAAUUGACACAGAGCUCCAGACUGUGGUACACGGCCUCCCAUCACACCUCUCUGGAGCAAAGUUCACCUCCUUUGGGCGGAGCGUCCUCCUCCUGCAAGGUGUCAAUGCCCUCACCGCAAGACUCUCGAGAUGACUUCCCUCUGAGGAAGACAGUUUCAGAGCCCAACCUGAAGGUGCGCUCCAGGUUAAAGCAAAAGGUUGCGGAGAGGAGGAGCAGCCCGCUGCUCAGGAGGAAAGAGGGGAGCAUCAUGACACCCUUUAAAAAGAGAGCCCUGGAGCUUAUGGAGUCCACAGCCAGCAGCAGUGCUCCUGGAUCAGGUCCCAGCUCACCUAACGGGGCCUGCAGUGCCUUGGGGGCUGAAAACGGACCCUCCUCUCUACCAGUCACCACACGCACUGAGCGUUGGCCAUCGCAGCCGAGGUUACUAGGUCCUGAAAGCUCCAUGUCUAUGUUAAAUCUCUAUACAUCUCCUUCUCUACCCAAUAUAUCAAUGGGUUUCUCGGCCGUCUCUCCUCCUAUCAGUGCUGCUUUAGGACUUCAGGAAAAGCAUGUUGAAGGUGGUGGGGUAUCAGCUGUCAUGCAGGGUUUGUCCACGCAACUUCUGGGACCAGUGCCCCUGUCUGUUGCCAUGGAGACCAAAGUGAGCAUCAGCCACCAGGCUCUUCUGCAGCAUCUCCUCCAGAAGGAGCAGCUUCGGCACCAAAAGAUCCUUUCCACAGGCCAAAGUCAUUUGCAUCCUCCCUCUCCGCUGGCCAUGAGGGACAGUUCUCCUGGAAGCACCCGGCCCAAGCUCCCACGUCACCGACCCCUGAACCGCACCCAGUCUGCACCACUGCCCCAGAGCACACUCGCUCAGCUGGUGAUUCAACAGCAACACCAGAACUUCUUGGAGAAACAGAAACAAUAUCAGCAACAGGUCCACAUCAACAAGAUGCUUUCGAAAUCAAUUGAGCAGCUGCGUCAGCCCAACGUCCACCUGCAGGAGUCAGAGGAGGAAGAGGUUUCGAAUGAACAGGCCAUGCUGGAGGACUGCUCGCCCUCUGGUGGCGUCAUCUGGAGGCACAGCCCUGACAGGAAUGGCACAAAGAGAUCCGGCUCACCCACCCAGCCAAUGGACAUUCAUCCUGGGGUCAUCCGGGUGAAAGAGGAGCCCAAUACCAGUGAUGAUGAAACACUGGCCACUGAAACCCUGGCUGACAAGCAUAGCUCUUACAUUAACCAGGUUAAUGGGAGGGUUGUGAUUCGGGCCAUGAUAUGAAACGAGAAACGUCGGCAGAUACAAACACACACACACACAUCAUGCUUAAAAUGAUCAGGCGUAACACAGGGCCAUCGUUUUGGGAGCUUCAGAAGUGGUUUCAUUUGUGAACUUGUGAAGUGAUCUCCGUAUCGUAUGUUCAAUGUGUUGUAUAUAAUUGAAGCUGAUGGGAAUUUAGCUGACUGCGUCUUUUAAAUGCUACUUUUGAUUGUUCAAGUUUGUUAAAAUAAUUUAAGAAAUUCUGUAUCUACCUUAUACCCACCAUCUUGUAGGAUAUUCUGUGAUUUCCCAUAGCACUUUGAUUUCCUUAUAGAUUUUAUUUUGCUUUAUAUAAAGCUAUGUUUAUGUAAGAGGUGAAAACAAUGUCAUUGUCUGCUGAAAGAUAAACAAAAGUGGAAAACCACCUAAAUUCAGGCACGAAAACUCUGGGAACACUUCAAGAAUCACAUUCUUUAUCCCUCGGUCUCCUGUGGCGCAAACCGAAGGCUGCCCAGGAUCACGAGCGGGACUGCGCUCUGCGCAGAAUUUUGAGAGGGAGAGAGUCGUAGAGGAAAUGCCUGGUGGAAGCCAGGAAUCAGAAUGAUUCAUGAGCGCAGGAAUGCUGGGAGAGGACAGCUCCACACUGAAGUAAGAGGGCCCAGCAGUGAGCUCUGAUUUACUGUUGAGGCAUAUUACAAAGUGAGUGGGGAGACAGUGGUGGGAGCCCCAUUUUACAACCAAUCAUUUCCUCUGUAUUCCCACGUGAUGUGUUUACCAGGCUCGAUGUUAAAAAAAGGGUAAUUGUUCUGUUCGCUCUCUCAUUCGGUCCUUUCCUGAGGCAGUGUUGCUGUUUUACGGCUGUCUUUCUUUAACUCGUGUAAUAGGUUCAAAAACAGUUCUGUUGUAUUAUUCAGGUUAUCAAACCAUCUUUUCUGUCAUUUAUUUUGAUGUUGCACUUUCAAUGUUUAAUUGUUCGUUUCGUGUAUGUGAUCCUCUGAAAACGUCAACAACAACAACAACAAAAAAAAACUUGUAGGGGAAAAUGUUGCAUUGGUGUGAGCCAUCACUGUCUACAAAUAGCCCAUGAGUCAACCUGAGCUGGCCUUUUUCGUUCCUGUCGUCUAUUCAACUGUUUGGGAUGUUUAUGGGAACUGUCCACUCACGAUAGAACGUCACGUUUAGUUUGUAACGUAUGUUUUCCCUUCCUGCCUUGUCACCUUUUAUAAAAUAAAGUCUUUUUCCAUCCCG
Molecule: messenger RNA, 3522 nt
Organism: Triplophysa dalaica
Lineage: Eukaryota; Metazoa; Chordata; Actinopteri; Cypriniformes; Nemacheilidae
Gene: hdac9b
Product: histone deacetylase 9b
Exons: 11
Coding region: 439-2295 (618 amino acids)
Biological process (GO): chromatin organization
Cellular component (GO): histone deacetylase complex
Molecular function (GO): histone deacetylase activity
Source: RefSeq, a predicted model, not a curated record